GCCGAGCAGCUGCGGCCGGGCCCGGCGAGGCCGGCGCGGGAGGGAGGAGCCGCCGCCAGCCGGCCGGCCACCGUGCGCCCGCGCCGCCGGCCUCCCGGACGCGCCACCUGGGCGUUCGCGGAAGAGCCCCAAGUUCGCCGCGGCCGGGAGUCGCCGCCGCCGCCGCCGCCGCCGGGAGCUCGGGGCCCGUCGCGCUUCCCGGUACUGUUGGCCAACUUUGCUCCGUCUCCCACGCGGCCCCCACCUCGGCGGAGGCCCGGGGCGCGGCGCGCAGCGCUCGGCCGGCCGAGCGGGCAUGGGCGGGGGCCGGCGCGGGGCCGGGGAGCCGGGGCCCGCGGCCCGAGCGGGGCAGCGGCGGCGCUGAGGGGAGCGCACCUCCCCGCCGCGGCACCUCCGCCGCCAGCAUGCCGCGGCCGGGCCCCCGCCUGUGGCUGGUCCUGCAGGUGAUGGGUUCGUGCGCCGCCAUCAGCUCCAUGGACAUGGAGCGUCCGGGCGACGGCAAGUGCCAACCCAUCGAGAUCCCGAUGUGCAAGGACAUCGGCUACAACAUGACCCGCAUGCCCAACCUGAUGGGCCACGAGAACCAGCGCGAGGCCGCCAUCCAGCUGCACGAGUUCGCGCCGCUGGUGGAGUACGGCUGCCACGGCCACCUCCGCUUCUUCCUGUGCUCGCUGUACGCGCCCAUGUGCACCGAGCAAGUCUCCGCCCCCAUCCCCGCCUGCCGGGUCAUGUGCGAGCAGGCCCGGCUCAAGUGCUCCCCGAUCAUGGAGCAGUUCAACUUCAAGUGGCCCGACUCGCUGGACUGCAGCAAGCUCCCCAACAAGAACGACCCCAACUACCUGUGCAUGGAGGCGCCCAACAACGGCUCGGACGAGCCCUCCCGGGGCUCGGGCCUGCUCCCGCCGCUCUUCCGGCCGCAGCGGCCGCACGGCGCGCAGGAGCACUCGCUCAGGGACGCGGGCCCGGGGCGCGCCAGCUGCGACAACCCGGGCAAGUUCCACCACGUGGAGAAGAGCGCGGCGUGCGCGCCGCUCUGCACGCCCGGCGUGGACGUGUACUGGAGCCGCGGCGACAAGCGCUUCGCGGUGGUCUGGCUGGCCGUGUGGGCUGUGCUGUGCUUCUUCUCCAGCGCCUUCACCGUGCUCACCUUCCUCAUCGACCCGGCGCGCUUCAGGUACCCCGAGCGCCCCAUCAUCUUCCUCUCCAUGUGCUACUGCGUCUACUCGGUGGGCUUCAUCAUCCGCCUCUUUGCCGGCGCCGAGAGCAUCGCGUGCGACCGGGACAGCGGGCAGCUCUAUGUCAUCCAGGAGGGGCUGGAGAGCACGGGCUGCACCCUCGUCUUCCUCGUCCUCUACUACUUCGGGAUGGCCAGCUCGCUCUGGUGGGUGAUCCUCACGCUCACCUGGUUCCUGGCUGCCGGCAAGAAGUGGGGCCACGAGGCCAUCGAGGCCAACAGCAGCUACUUCCACCUGGCGGCCUGGGCCAUCCCGGCCGUGAAGACCAUCCUGAUCCUGGUGAUGCGCAGGGUGGCGGGCGACGAGCUCACGGGCGUGUGCUAUGUGGGCAGCAUGGACGUGAACGCCCUCACCGGCUUCGUGCUCAUCCCGCUGACCUGCUACCUCGUCAUUGGCACUUCCUUCAUCCUCUCCGGCUUCGUGGCGCUCUUCCACAUCCGGAGGGUGAUGAAGACGGGCGGGGAGAACACCGACAAACUGGAGAAGCUCAUGGUGAGGAUCGGAGUCUUCUCUGUGCUCUACACGGUGCCGGCCACCUGUGUGAUCGCCUGCUACUUUUACGAGCGCCUCAACAUGGAGUACUGGAAAAUCCUAGCCACUCAGCACAAGUGCAAAAUGAACAACCAGACCAAAACUCCGGACUGCCUGAUGGCCGCGUCCAUCCCGGCCGUGGAGAUCUUCAUGGUGAAGAUCUUCAUGCUGCUGGUGGUGGGCAUCACCAGCGGGAUGUGGAUCUGGACGUCCAAAACCCUGCAGUCCUGGCAGAACGUUUGCAGCCGCAGGUUCAGGAGGAAGAGCAGGAGGAAACCCGCCAGUGUGAUCACCAACAGUGGGAUUUACAAGAAAGCCCAGCAUCCCCAAAAAACCCAUCUUGGAAAAUAUGAAAUCCCUGCCCAGUCUCCCACCUGUGUGUGAACUGCCUUGGGGGGUGGGGGUGGGGGGGCGGGCAGGGAGGGAAGGCCAGAGUGGAAAACUUUCCCAGACAGGAUACGGUGGCAGUCAGAGCCAAAACGUGGUGCUUUUUCCUGGUUGGCUGGUUGGGGUUUGUUUUUGUUUUUUGUUUUUUUAAAUAAAAGUAAAAGAAAAAAGUUUUUACCCUGAAAGUCAGGAUGCUGUGAUACACUGAAAGUAAAAAUGUGCUUCCA
This is a messenger RNA of Mirounga angustirostris (Northern elephant seal), 2380 nucleotides long. It is a transcript of the gene FZD10, whose product is annotated as frizzled class receptor 10. Bases 405 to 2150 code for a protein of 581 amino acids. Gene Ontology annotation, molecular function: Wnt-protein binding; Wnt receptor activity. The record is from RefSeq and is a predicted model, not a curated record. Gene Ontology annotation, cellular component: plasma membrane. Lineage: Eukaryota; Metazoa; Chordata; Mammalia; Carnivora; Phocidae. Gene Ontology annotation, biological process: canonical Wnt signaling pathway; non-canonical Wnt signaling pathway. The transcript has a single exon.